AACAUUAUUUGAUUUUUCUUUUUUUUUUGCCAGGGUUUGUAAUACUGAUCCUGUUUUCUCAUUGUCAAGUUUUUCUUUGUGUUCUUGCUCCAGUCAUUCACUAUUAUAACCUUAACUUCUAUCAUGUUCUAAACCCCUACCCAGCCAAUGAUCCGUCUUUUAGUAUAUUGACAUAUUUAAAGGUCUAUUUUAUGUUUUUCGUCAUUGUCUAUGUAUGAGAUGUGUGGUGGCAAAGAAAUUUCUUUUAUUAAACUUGUCUGACAGUGGUCUAUACGGCAGCUGCUUACUGCACCUGCAUCUCAUUUCAGGCACUAAAAUGAUGUGUUGGAGGAUACACAUAUAAAAACAAACCUUCACACAACACAAGAGUUUGUCUUGUGUUUGUUUUGACUAAAGAAAGGAGUGAAGUAUAACUCUGGUAAAAGAAAUCAGAUCUUAGAGAGUGUCUCCUUUUGCCUCCCCUACAAGGUCUUGCACUGAGAAUUUCCAUUGUCUUAUUAUUAUUCUGUGCAGUAUUUUUUUCUUCUUUUCUUUUCAUCUUCUCAUGCUUAUGUAUUGACUUCAUGACUGACUAUUUGAGGCAAGAAACUUGGUACUGAUAUCACUAAUGGAUUACUCUUUGAUGAUUCCUUCCCCUGCAGCUCAUUGCCCCCUGACACUGCAGUUAGAAGUGGGUCGACUCGGAAUUAGCCUUUAUGACGGUUGUAGUCUGGAGGCUGGCUUAGUAAUCCUGUUGUUUGUCUGCCUUGUGGUGCAUGGUCAGACUGUCUUAGUCAGCCAGCAGCAGAGGCCCUGGAACCCAGCUCUACUGAAGAGGAUCUGCCUGUGCAGUGGAAACCUUCCAGUCGAUGCAGCAGGAAGUCAGGUUACUCCAACAUCUUUUCAGGGGUGAACCUGCAUCAGCUGCACAGGCUGUUCAGAACAGCAGGGGACAGAAACGCUGAACAUCGGGCGAAGCUGGUUUGGGGAAGGAUGGAUGCAGAUGUGGAAGGCGCGGAUGAUGAAAAGGAGCAGGAAGAGGAGGAGUGGGAGGAUGAGGCAGGGUUGGCCCAAGCUUUAGUGGGACUUAGAGUCCAAACAAGGAAUAAGGCAGGAAUCAGAGUGGCGGGACACAGAGAGCACAAGUGGCUCAGAGCAUCAGGAUAUCUCAGGGUUGAGGAGCCGUUAUCUGGCUACACUGUUAAGGACGAGGCGGCCGAAGUGGCACAAAGUCUGGAAGAGUUUCAGCUGCCGACGGAGGAAGACAUUCCUGAGAAUAAAAACCCCUUCAAACCAUCAUCAUGGAGGCUGGGCAUUAGACUGGAGGGUGCCAGAGACUGUGAUCACUAUCUUCACCGCAUCCUCCACUGAAAACUGCUCACACUUGAGGACAAUGCAAGGAAUGUUAAGACUUGAUAUAAAGGAAUAGUUAAAGCUUUUAAGAAAUUAAAGGUUUUAGAGUA
Molecule: messenger RNA, 1442 nt
Organism: Melanotaenia boesemani (Boeseman's rainbowfish)
Lineage: Eukaryota; Metazoa; Chordata; Actinopteri; Atheriniformes; Melanotaeniidae
Gene: avpi1
Product: arginine vasopressin induced 1
Exons: 3
Coding region: 973-1350 (125 amino acids)
Source: RefSeq, a predicted model, not a curated record